CACCACCUCCCCUGCUGCCAUCGCUCCGCCCAGACCAGACCUCCCCACCCCACAAUCCACGGCGGCGCCGGCGAACGUCGAAGUGAAGCGGAGAUGCAGCAGGGUGACGGCACGGAGGCGCAGGUGACGUGGGAGGACCAGCAGAACAUCAACCGCUUCGGCCGCCUCAACAACCGCCUGCACGAGCUCGACGACGAGAUCAAGCUCGCCAAGGAAACAAAUGAAAAUCUUGAUGAUGCAGGGAAUGAACUCAUCCUGUCUGAUGAAGAUGUGGUGCGGUUCCAAAUUGGAGAAGUAUUUGCGCACAUGCCAAGGGAUGAUGUGGAGACUAGGCUGGAGCAGAUGAAAGAGGAUGCAGCAAAGAAGUUGGAGAGGCUGGAGGAGGAAAAGAAGUCCAUCGUCUCCCAGAUGGCUGAACUGAAGAAGAUACUGUAUGGGAAGUUCAAGGAUGCCAUCAACUUGGAGGAAGAUUAGCUUUGAGUUCUGGAGCUUCCAUGAAUCUCGAUGUAUGAUGAUACUCUCUCUAGUUGAGGUGCUGCGUUGUACGCCAGACAAAACAGUUUGUUGUGAUAUUAGAAAGAACCUUCCCCAUAAUGCGUCAUUGGAAUAUUACUUAUGCUUGAUUUAGAUUAGCGUGGUUUUGCCAAGCAGAAAUAUGAAUGAGUUGCAUUCUUUCA
This is a messenger RNA of Oryza brachyantha (malo sina), 677 nucleotides long. Its product is annotated as probable prefoldin subunit 4. NCBI's taxonomy places the organism in Eukaryota, Viridiplantae, Streptophyta, Magnoliopsida, Poales, Poaceae. Gene Ontology annotation, biological process: protein folding. Bases 94 to 474 code for a protein of 126 amino acids. The record is from RefSeq and is a predicted model, not a curated record. Gene Ontology annotation, cellular component: cytoplasm; prefoldin complex. The transcript is spliced from 3 exons.